UAUUAUAAUGGAUGACUCAACUCAAUUGAGGAGCCAAAAGACAAGUCCUUGGCAAAGAGUAGUGUGUAGAAUGAGUGUCUCAUGAAAAUGACAAGAAACUGAAAAUAAAACGCAAUCGACACAAAAUUCCAUCGAUCUUAUCCAAACCAUCAAAACAAGGCACAAACCCUUUUGAUUGCAACACCUAAUUACAAUCAAAGCCCAAACCUUUUCAACAUUUCGCCAAACGAACAACACUGGAAUUGAAUUUUUCCAAUCAUGUCAUCUUUCAGGUGACAGAUCUCGUUUUUUAGUUUUGUAAAUGCAUAUCUGUGGAUAUGUUCCACCUUGGCUCUGUCAGAUUCUCGCUUGCAUGGGAUCCAAUGUCACCGGUCUCAAAGGAACGCAUAGAACUUGUUGCUUUGUAUAAGAGCAGAGGUUGUCUUGGAUGUUUUUCAAAACCUCUUGUAAUUAUUUCAAUGGGCGAGGCCGAUGCAUCUAAGGGACUAAGCACUCAAGCCCAAAAUAUGAACAAAGACAACAGAUCAGAAGAUUUUUGGAGCAGCAGUGCUAUUGAAUUGGAUCAUGGUGCAAAUCAGUCUCAGAGGAGUGUCUCAUCGAUUGCCAUGUCAAACCAUCCUUCUUCUGAUCCUCAAAGUAGUGAAGGCAUUCAGACUGAUCCUCCAGAAUUUGUUAAUCAUGGUCUUCUUCUCUGGAACCAAACAAGGCAACAGUGGGUUGGAAAUAGAAGGUCUGAGCGUCAGACACAAGCCGGAGAACCCAAAAUAAGAAUUUACUAUGUUCCCCAGUUGGAACGCCACCUACGAGAGCCUACUCGGGACCAGCAAGCCUUUUCCUCAGCACAUUCCUCUUGGAGAAAUGGUUGAUUUUCUUGUUGAUAUAUGGGAACUAGAGGGCAUGUAUGAUUGAGAUGAAAAAACAGGUUUUUAUUCCCCUCUAAGAUUUUGCAGGAGAGGGAAGGUGUGGUUUGGUAUUCAUCCUCCUAGUGUUUAAUGGAUAGUUGUAACUUGUAAAUGGGGUAACUCUUGUUAUUUUUGUUAUAUCUUUCUGGGGUGUUUCUACAUGUUGUAAGAUUAUUACAUUAAAUGUGUGAUGCUUCCUGAUUUUCUAUUAAGUUUGUUUAUGGACAAAUCAUCCACACCAAAGGGAAUAUUAAGUUAAUUUCAUGUUUCAGCUGUUGCAA
Molecule: messenger RNA, 1183 nt
Organism: Cicer arietinum (chickpea)
Lineage: Eukaryota; Viridiplantae; Streptophyta; Magnoliopsida; Fabales; Fabaceae
Source: RefSeq, a predicted model, not a curated record